Molecule: messenger RNA, 582 nt
Organism: Closterium sp. Yama58-4
Lineage: Eukaryota; Viridiplantae; Streptophyta; Zygnematophyceae; Desmidiales; Closteriaceae
Source: the annotation of a GenBank genome assembly
AUGGACUGCCUACUAGCAGCUGUUUCUUCCGCGUUGCUUCUCCUCGUGGCAGGUCUUCCUGGCAUCGAGAGCGUAAACCUUGCGCCGAAACCUACGGCCGCGGCGCCGCCAGUCACCCGCGACCAGAUAAUAGCAGAAGUUAAAUACGCGGCUUCCAUAAUCAAGAAGAACCCUAACUACACCAGGAUUGCCACCGUCGCGAGCACGUUAUUACCCAAGGCACCCAAGAAAUACGACCUGACUCAAUUAUACAAUAGCACCAUUCUCCUCGGCAACAACGAUGCGCUAAAAGUGCUACUAUCGAAGGUGCCUAUAACGCAGCUCGACAAGCUCUUCCAGGCGCUCCAGUUCAUGACCAUCCGAGGGCGGUGGAACGUGGUGACCUUCAAGAAGCUCGGGCCUGUGCAGUUUGACACGUGGUAUGGCAAAAAGAUUCAGAAGAUGUCUGCAGCGAAUGCCGUGCCCGUUGCCUUCGGCGCUCCGGGCUCGCCCGCGGGCAAAUGGACGCACAUAGUGACGGCGAAGCUCUAUAGUGGGCCCUACUUUACUGUUCAUGGGAUAGAUUACUGCAUUAUUGUCUGA